AUGGCUGAAACGAAGUCUGAUCAAGCGACCGAAGCUCUAUUUUCUCCAUACAAGAUGGGCAAAUUCAGUCUUUCUCACAGGGUGGUGCUUGCUCCCAUGACCAGGUGCAGAGCUCUGAAUAACAUUCCAGGGCCGGCCCUUGUUGAAUACUACACCCAAAGAUCAACCAAUGGUGGAUUUCUCAUCACGGAAGGGACCAUGAUAUCCCCCACCGCCGCCGGGUUUCCACAUGUGCCUGGCAUUUUCAACAAGGAGCAAGUGGAGGCAUGGAAGAAAGUGGUAAAUGCUGUCCACGCGAAAGGUUCAAUUAUAUUUUGUCAAUUGUGGCAUGUAGGCCGGGCUUCACAUCAAGUGCUUCAGCCUGGUGGGGUUGCUCCAGUGUCGUCCACAGACAAGCCAAUAUCAAAGAGGUGGAGAGUACUACUGCCUGAUGGAAGUUAUGGGAUUUACCCGGAGCCACGUCAAUUGGAAACCUAUGAGAUUCCGCAGGUGGUAGAACACUAUCGCGAGGCUGCCUUAAAUGCCAUUGAAGCAGGUUUUGAUGGUGUUGAGAUCCACGGAGCUCAUGGUUACCUGAUUGACCAAUUCCUCAAGGAUGGGAUCAAUGAGCGCAAAGAUGAGUAUGGCGGAUCUCUCGGAAACCGUUGCAAAUUCAUAAUGAACGUAGUGCAAGCAGUUGUUUCUGCCAUUGGAGCCGACACAGUCGGUGUCAGAAUGUCACCUGCAAUUGAUCAUCUUGAUGCGAUGGACUCCAAUCCACUCAGCCUAGGCCUUGCUGUGAUCGAGAGACUCAACAGGCUCGAAAUAGAAUGUGGCUUAAAACUUGCGUAUUUACAUGUGACUCAGCCCCGAUACACAGCCUAUGGGCAAACAGAGUCAGGCAAUCAUGGUAGUCCAGAAGAGGAGGCGCAAUUCAUGAUGACUUGGCGAAGGACUUAUCAGGGCACUUUCAUAUGUAGUGGUGGAUUCACUCGGCAGCUUGGAAUUGAAGCUGUGGCUCAGGGUGAGGCUGAUUUGGUGGCGUAUGGCCGACUAUUUAUUGCAAACCCAGACUUAGUUUUGAGACUCAAGCUCAAUGCACCUUUAAACAGGUAUGUUCGGGCUACUUUCUAUACCCAUGAUCCCGUUGUAGGAUAUACUGAUUACCCAUUCCUGAGUAGUAAUAAAGCAUCUAACACACCUUUGUCACUGAGUCAUCUAAUGAAAAUGAGGAUAAAGAAGAUGAUAAGAAGGAUGAAGCCGAUAAAAUCGAAGAAGAGAUUAGCCAAUAUCAUGGGUCAGGAUGCUGAAGGAGAAUCUGAAGAUGCUGCAGCCAAAGAGGUCAGUCCUAGCCAGGGUGAGAAGGAUACAACACCCACUGUACCUACUACUAAAAAAGUUUAA
Messenger RNA from Fraxinus pennsylvanica, 1383 nucleotides. NCBI's taxonomy places the organism in Eukaryota, Viridiplantae, Streptophyta, Magnoliopsida, Lamiales, Oleaceae. The record is from the annotation of a GenBank genome assembly.